AUGGCCAAUGUUUACUUGCCGUCGCAGACAAUAUCACCUGCUUCCCAUUCCAAUUCUUUGCGAAAGCCAUCUGACGCGACUUCUACUCGCUCAAUCGGCUUUGCCUCUGACCGUUCCCCACUGCAGAACCUCGAGCUUGAACUAAAGCAUAUCAGCAAGGAAGAGUUCGACGCACCUGGAGUUGGGCGUUCCCUCAGUAAAAGGCAGGAAGAGCGACUUCAACGAAGUACUACUAUCACGUCAAGGCUCACUGCCAGCCCUCCUGUUCCUUCGCCAAUUAAUACAUAUCCCAUUGGGGAUGAAAGUCACCAACACCGAAGUCACAGGAUGGCCCAGUUAUUAGGAAGUAGCCCCUCCGAAGUUAAAAGUGAAGAUGGCCGUCGCAAUUCACCCCCCAAUGCCGAUGCACUAGGGAAGCCCCAAUCAGUCACAAAGCUUUCCCCUGCUCAAAUUUCUGGCCGUGACCGAAUUGGGCGAAAGUCUUACCAAGGAUAUCGAUUCCAGCAUCUAAGGCGAACAAGCAGCAGUGGGACUAAAAGUAAUAAAGGUGAUCAUACUCGAAUCACACGAGCGGCUGGUGGGAAAGAUGUCUUUGAUGUUAAGGUGGCUCAUUUGACUAUCGAGGACCGAGAGUUUGGUUAUCAGUCCCUAAGCGGAGGGGAUGCUACUAAAGAUGACGCACCUAGAGCUGGAAAUACUUCUCAUAAUGAUUCUCGUGAUUUUUUUACUGCUGAAGAUAUCACCGAUAACCAAAUAUCUGAACCCAAAAACAUCCCUGCUAAGCCCAUCUCAUCUGUCAACUCCUUCCGCCCUGUGACCGUUAUAGAGCCUACGCGUAUGGCUCGAACUAAAGAAGAAAAAAAAGAUGAGUUGAUAUUCUCAUUUAUCGCGGCUAUAAAACGUCGUGCAACCCCUGCGCCUACAACAUAUUCACCCCCACUUCAUGUCAAAUGUGGGCCGUUGCUGCGGUAUACGGGAUUACGUAGAGAUGGGAAACAAUCAAACGAAUCCAGCGCGAAAGAUGAGAGGGAGACAUGGCGUGGAUCAGUCAUGAUUGUUACCACGGAUGAUCAGUCCGAUUAUACUACAGUUCCACGCAUCCGAUUAUUUGUUCAGCCAGCACUCAGUUCGGUCAUGACAGAUACUAAUAAUCGCACGGAAACCACAAACACUUCAGCCGCUGACACAGAAGACUUGAAUAAUAACCUAAAAAAUAGAAAGGACGGCGAAAUAUUAGGCAAAUACAGGGAGGUCGAAGGCACCAAACUACAUUCGGAAAGGGGUAUUACCUUCUGGAGGUUUACCAUUGAGGUAGAAUUGGGUGAUGAACAAGCAAGAAUUGCAUACCGCAUCAAUCAUGGCCCUGUGAACUCUUUUUGGGUUCCAUCGAGGACAGAGACAAUGAAUAUUAUGUUUUACAGCUGCAACGGUUUUAGUUUGAGCGUUAACCCCGCUGAUUUCUGCGGCCCAGAUCCUUUGUGGAGGGAUGUUAUACGCGAACAUGAGAAGAAACCUUUCCAUGUCAUGCUUGGUGGUGGUGAUCAACUUUAUAACGAUGCAGUCUCAAAGAAAACGAAGCUCUUCAAAGAGUGGCUCGCUAUCAAAAACCCGAUUCAUAAAAACCACAGUGCGUUUACUGAUUCUAUGGCUGAUGAACUUGAAGAAUUUUAUUUGGAAAGAUAUUGCAUGUGGUUCUCUCAGGGGCUUUUUGGAGUUGCAAAUGCUCAAAUUCCCAUGAUAAACAUCUGGGAUGACCAUGAUAUAAUUGAUGGAUUUGGCUCUUAUCCUGACCACUUCAACCGCUGUCCCGUAUUCAAAGGACUAGGCGCAGUAGCUUUCAAGUACUACCUUUUAUUUCAACACCAAAGCAUUGUAGAUGAGCUAGAGGGAAAUGAGCCUAGCUGGCUGCUUGGUGCUGCUCCGGGUCCGUACAUCGCUGAACUGAGCAGAAGCUGCUUCAUGUUUCUUGGGAGGAAAGUUGCAUUCCUAGGCUUGGAUUGUAGAACUGAGAGAAUGAGAGACCUUGUUCUAUCCGAGAGUACCUACAAUAGGGAAUUCCUAUUGCAUACCCUAGGCUUGUCUGGCUCGAAAAUCUCAUGA
Molecule: messenger RNA, 2100 nt
Organism: Morchella importuna
Lineage: Eukaryota; Fungi; Ascomycota; Pezizomycetes; Pezizales; Morchellaceae
Exons: 9
Coding region: 1-2100 (699 amino acids)
Cellular component (GO): membrane
Source: RefSeq, a predicted model, not a curated record